AUGGCUAUCACCGUUGGUAUUAAUGGAUUUGGUCGUAUCGGCCGUUUAGUCUUAAGAAUUGCUUUGAACAGAAAGGACAUUGAUGUCGUUGCUGUCAACGAUCCUUUCAUUGCUCCAGAUUAUGCUGCUUACAUGUUCAAGUAUGACUCUACCCAUGGUAGAUACAAGGGUGAAGUUAAGGCUGAAGGUGACAAAUUGAUCAUUGAUGGUCACCCAAUUGAAGUCUUUGGAGAGAAGGAUCCUGCUUCUAUUCCAUGGGGUAAGAAGGGCGUCGACUACGUCAUUGAAUCCACUGGUGUUUUCACUAAAAUUGAAGGUGCUCAAAAACACAUUGAUGGUGGUGCUAAGAAGGUUAUCAUCACUGCUCCUUCUGCUGAUGCUCCAAUGUUCGUUGUUGGUGUCAACGAAAAGAAAUACACUCCAGACUUGAAGAUCAUCUCUAAUGCUUCUUGUACUACCAACUGUUUAGCUCCAUUAGCUAAAAUUGUUAAUGACACUUUCGGUAUUGAAGAGGGUUUGAUGACCACUGUUCACUCUAUUACUGCUACCCAAAAGACCGUUGACGGUCCAUCCCAUAAGGACUGGAGAGGUGGUAGAACCGCUUCUGGUAACAUUAUCCCAUCCUCUACUGGUGCUGCUAAGGCUGUUGGUAAGGUCAUCCCAGAAUUAAACGGUAAAUUGACUGGUAUGUCAUUGAGAGUUCCAACCGUGGAUGUUUCCGUCGUGGAUUUGACUGUUAGAUUGAAGAAAUCCGCUACAUACGAAGAAAUCUCUGAAGCCAUCAAGGCUGCUUCUAACGGAGAAUUGAAGGGUAUCAUGGGUUACACAGAUGAGGCUGUUGUUUCUACUGAUUUCUUAGGCUCAACUUACUCUUCUAUCUUUGACCAAAAGGCUGGUAUCUUAUUAUCUCCAACCUUCGUCAAAUUGAUUUCGUGGUAUGAUAAUGAAUUCGGUUACUCUAACAGAGUUGUUGACUUGUUGGAGCAUGUUGCUAAAGCUUCCAAAUAA
Priceomyces carsonii is the source of this 1008-nucleotide messenger RNA. RefSeq names its product glyceraldehyde-3-phosphate dehydrogenase (phosphorylating) (gene TDH3). Gene Ontology annotation, biological process: glucose metabolic process; glycolytic process. The transcript has a single exon. Lineage: Eukaryota; Fungi; Ascomycota; Pichiomycetes; Serinales; Debaryomycetaceae. The coding region runs from base 1 to 1008 and encodes 335 amino acids. The record is from RefSeq and is a predicted model, not a curated record. Gene Ontology annotation, cellular component: cytosol. Gene Ontology annotation, molecular function: NADP binding; NAD binding; glyceraldehyde-3-phosphate dehydrogenase (NAD+) (phosphorylating) activity.